Limulus polyphemus (Atlantic horseshoe crab) is the source of this 2550-nucleotide messenger RNA. RefSeq names its product tyrosine-protein kinase RYK-like. The record is from RefSeq and is a predicted model, not a curated record. NCBI's taxonomy places the organism in Eukaryota, Metazoa, Arthropoda, Merostomata, Xiphosura, Limulidae. Gene Ontology annotation, cellular component: signaling receptor complex. Gene Ontology annotation, biological process: positive regulation of kinase activity; multicellular organism development; protein phosphorylation. The transcript is spliced from 12 exons. Bases 414 to 1610 code for a protein of 398 amino acids. Gene Ontology annotation, molecular function: protein kinase activity; ATP binding.
UUGCAACAAGUUAUUUGGUCGAAACGGUGACGUAAUCUGCAAUUUUCUCACAAUAUGUUCUGUUUUAUUCUAUUUCUGUAACCUAACUUACAUUUUUGGUGCUGUAUUAUUGCCGCAUUGUUUUCUUUUGUUAUUCAGCUCUCUUCCACUUCUUCCAGGUACACUACUCGAUUGCUGUGCUGGUCAAUAAAACUGACGCCUUGGGAACUCCGCAUCUGGACAUCAACAGACAAGGUUUACUACCAGUAACGCAAGAGGAUUUUAAAGUGUUCCUACCAUGCACAGGUGAAAAGAGUGAAGAGGUGAUUAUAAGAAUCCAGAUUAAUGUGACUACUGAAGGUUACCCCAAUGCCACAUGUUUGACUUUAAAGAGAAGGAAAGUUUGCUUGGAAAAUCAGAAACAGAAUGGAACCAUGUUAAUGAAUCUAUCACCCAUGGUUGCUUCAACCAGCUCUUUCUAUAUUGCUGUUGGAUGUGCAAGUGCUUUGAUCAUUGUAAUAACAGCAGUAGCUACAGCUUGCUAUGUGAGAAGCCAAAAAACCUGCAUAAGGAACACCAUAAAUUACAGAAGAGAUCCACCCAGGGAUGUACCUGUACAUACUCAGACCUUCCUGCGAGUAGACACUCCUAACAAUGCUAACGCAAUAGCAGGCUAUUCUAGUUUUAGGCGGUUGACUUCUUCAUCAACCAGUGCACCUGUACAAAUGAAUAAUCUCCGAAUAUCUGAACUCACUGAACAGAUCUGCGAGAUAGCAGUUGAAAAAAAGAAGAUAAUGUUGCAUGAAAAAAUACAAGAAGGAACAUUUGGCCACAUAUGUCGUGGUGUACUGAUAGAUGAUGGAAAUGAAGUGAACGUGAAGCAGACUGCAAUUGUAAAAACUGUGUCUGAACAGGCGUCUAAGGACCAAAUCUCGAUGCUUUUAGCUGAAGGAAUGAAAAUGUAUGGAAUAAACCACAAGAAUGUGUUGCCAAUCAUUGCAGUUUGCAUGGACAAUGUGCACCAUCCUCUUCUGGUCUACCCAUUCAUGAACAAGGGAAAUCUGAAGCUAUUUCUUCAGAAGUGCAGAUUUUCAGUUGAGGGUCACUGUCACACUCUUCUUACUCAAGAUCUUGUUGCCAUGGCAAUCCAGAUAGUUGAAGGAAUGAUUCAUCUUCACAAGAAGGAUUUAAUUCAUGGUGAUUUAGCCACUAGGAAUUGUGUGGUGGAUGACAGAUUGCAUGUGAAGAUAACAGAUAAUGCCUUAUCUCGUGAUCUAUUUCCCAGUGACUAUCAUUGCCUUGGUGACAACGAGAACAGGCCUGUCAAAUGGCUUGCAUUAGAGAGCUUGCUAAAAAAAGAAUUUUCUACAGCUAGUGAUGUCUGGUCAUUUGGUGUCACUUUAUGGGAACUAAUGACCCUUGGUAACCAACCUUAUAAAGAAAUAGACCCUUUUGAAAUGGGAACUUCUCUUCAAGAUGGCUACAGACUGUCUCAGCCAAUCAACUGUCCAGAUGAGUUAUACCAUUUGAUGGCCCUCUGCUGGGUGACCAAACUGGAGAAAAGACCAACGUUUUCCAAGUUACUUGCCUUUUUUCAAGAUUUUUAUAAUGCAUUAGGACUCUACGUUUGAUUUAUAAAGUGGGGAUAGCUGGUCCAAUUUUUCCAAUAAAGCCAUGAUAACAUCAGUUUAUUAUGUUAUAUGGUUAUAUUAAAAUGUUAUGAGAAACAUCUUACAGUUGGUUUGUACAUUUACACUCGUUGGCCUUCAGUAUUCUAUUUGGAGAGUAUCACGAGUUAUUUCUGAAAUAAAUUCCUUUUUUAACAAACCUCCUCCUUAGUGCCAAGUUGAACACACAGAAUGAAGAAUGUUGUGAAGUGGGUGUAAAUUUGUAUUUUUUGUUGUUGUUCAUGAGAAUGAUGAAGUAAGAAGAAAACAGUGUGUGCGUGUUUUUUUGUGGUAAGUAUAAAAAUAUGCAAGCACUUUUAAUUAACUUUACAGCUUCUUCUAAUUCAAGAUCUUAUUGCCAUGCCAAUCCAGAAAUGAAUAUGUAAGGAUCACUAAUGUUCUGUGCAGUUUUUCCUUACAGUAUAUGACACUAGAAUAUGUUGAAAAAUAUUACAAAACUUAUAUUUAUAACUGGCUAUUUGUAUUAAGAAGUUAGCUAUAUUAUGUUAUUGAUUUUUUACGACCAAAAAAUAACAGUUAUUUACUUAUUGAAAUUUACUAUUCUAAACAUGUGAAAAUGUAUAACAUGUUUAAAAUGUUCUAAAAAAGUAAUGAAGUCUAUUAUAAUAAGGGAAAAAAGAAAUCUGUUAAGUUUUAAAAAUCAAAUUUACUUUUAUUUCCUUGGUGGACUUGUCAAAAUAUAAUGGGCUAUAACAGUUUCAUGACUAGCUCCUGAAAUUUGAGUGAAACAAUAAGCAACUUCAAAUAAUAAUGUUAGUGUAAAGAUCCAAUACAUUCAAGUGUAAGAGAAUGGUGUCAUGUAAGAGUAUUAUGUUUAUUAGGGAGUCUCAUAUAAGAUGCUGAAAAUCAGAAAAUAGAAAUGUACAUACUUAUAAGACACUUC